AUGACUAAAAUAAGUAGUGAUAUAGAAUCGGAUAGGGUUGCAGAGCUCGAUAAAUUGUUAAGCUUGAUAAAGCCUAAAAUCCUUGAGUACAUCGAUAAGGCAGACCCAAAUUCCUCUAAUUACGAAAUUGAUUCUUUAGGAAAAUAUCAUAGUCCAGAAUUUUUAAAGAAAGAAUUUACUAAUGAUAAAGAACUCGAUAACGGUAUUAAAGGUGAUUAUGAAAAAUUGUCCAAUACCGUUGAUCAAGUCUUGAAAUACUCGGUUAACACAUGGAACCCAGGAUUUUUAGAUAAGUUAUAUGCAUCUAACAAUCCUAUUGGUGUCAUAUCAGACUUGAUACUAUCAAUUUUAAAUACCAAUUCACACGUAUACACUGUGUCGCCCGCUUUAUCAGUAUUGGAAAAUUAUAUUGGUAGGAAAUAUGCACAAUUAUUUUUUGACGAUGACAAAGAAACUUGUGGGGGUCUUACUUUUUCAGGUGGAUCGUGGUCAAAUAUCACUUCGAUGCAAAUUGCAAGAGCAUUGAAGUAUCCAGAUACUAAAGAAAACGGUAACGGAGAUUAUAAAUUUGCCAUCUAUACUUCAGAACAUUGUCACUACUCAGUGAUCAAAGGUGCUAUUUUGUUGGGCUUAGGGUCCCUGAAUGUUUUCAAAAUUAAAAUUUUGCCAGACGGAAGUAUGGACGUAAACGAUUUGAGUAAGGUUAUUGAGAAUUCCAUCGAGCAAGGAUACACGCCAUUGUAUAUCAACGGUACUGCCGGUACAACUGUAUUCGGAUCUUAUGAUCCAUUUGAAGAGAUCUCUAAGAUUGCUAAGAAAUUUGAUUGUUGGUUUCAUAUUGAUGGAUCUUGGGGUGGUAACGUUGUAUUUUCAGAAACUCACAAGUCUAAAAUGAAGGGUUCAAGGUUAGCUAAUUCCAUUACAGUUAAUCCUCACAAAAUGUUAGGGAUCCCAGCAACUUGCUCUUUCCUUUUGUUGCCCCAUGUUCUGCAUUUCCAGAAAUCUUUAUCGUUAUCAGCACCAUAUCUAUUCCACGGCAGGGAGAGUGAUGACGAUAGCAUUGAAAAUUAUGACUUGGCUGAUGGAACUAUGGGAUGCGGUAGAAGAGCCGAUUCUUUCAAAUUCUACAUGGGUUGGUUAUAUUAUGGAACGGAAGGCUUUGCUGGCCGUGUCGACCAUGCAUUUGCCAUCGCUAAAGACUUUGUUGAAAAGAUCAGUAAAAACCCUAAAUUUAAAUUGGUUAUCGGUAGUGAAAAGGAAUUGCCAGCAUGUUUGCAAGUCUGCUUUUACUAUAGGCCAUCUGAUUACACUGAUCACGACAAUACAGAAAUCACCCGUUUCAUUUCGAGAGAAUUACAUAAAAGAGGUAGGUAUUUGGUAGAUUUUUCACCUAACCCUACUGACAAAGGCAACGAAGGUGAGUUUUUUAGAGUUGUAUUCAAUUCGCCUACUUUAACCGAUAAGGUUGUCGAUGAUUUAAUCAACAGCAUUAUUGAAGUCGGUGCGGAAUACAAAAAAUAG
Messenger RNA from Debaryomyces fabryi, 1521 nucleotides. RefSeq lists its product as uncharacterized. Gene Ontology annotation, molecular function: carboxy-lyase activity; pyridoxal phosphate binding. The transcript has a single exon. The record is from RefSeq and is a predicted model, not a curated record. NCBI's taxonomy places the organism in Eukaryota, Fungi, Ascomycota, Pichiomycetes, Serinales, Debaryomycetaceae. Bases 1 to 1521 code for a protein of 506 amino acids. Gene Ontology annotation, cellular component: cytoplasm. Gene Ontology annotation, biological process: carboxylic acid metabolic process.